GUGGUAAACAAGAUGGCGGCAACCUGAUAGCAGCUGCAUCAAUAAUAGCAAACCUCAUAUUUAUGCAGACAGAGACAAAUAAAACACUACAUAACAUCUGUCGAUAGAGUCUGGAUGUUAAGGUUCUCUGGGGCAGUAUCCUGAGUUGCCAACUGGGAAAGACUAGUGGACUCCAUAGAAGAGCUGACAAUAAAUCUAGGACCCAGAGCAUAACGAUACUAAGGACUGAAAUAACUCAGUUAGGUGUGAUUGAGUAUUUAUUGCAUCUGUACUUAGAUCAAGGCAAACCAAUGGGGACCAUGGAUCGCUACAAGGUUCUAUGGCCGUCAUGCUUCGCUUGGCUUUGAAACAGGACUGGUUACCUCUCCCUCUGCAUGUUGCCAUCUCAUAUCAGAUCACGGAUGGAGGUGACAUGGAGCUAAGCAGCGGAAUGUAAACUCAGCCAGACGUCCCACUCUCUGCUCAGUAGCACCUGUCCCACAGCCUGAACUCUCCACAAAUCUUUUCACCCUGGACCUUGGCAUCGCUGGGUCUUAGUUAACUACCCCACACCACUUUGGAAACCUUUACAGCUAGCCUACAUCUUGUUCCCACGAACUGAAACUAACCUCUGUGUUUACAGACCUACUCUAUUACAACGUUAACUGUUUCUCUCAAUGCCCAUGCCUGGCUAUACCUCCAAUGUCACUUAGUGUUUUCUAAUUGAACUGUGUCCCUGAGCCACCAGGAUACACAGCCCAAGUUCAAGGCUUGAGGUCACAGUGCACUAUAUUGGACUGUCUGGAGCACGCUACAGUAACUAAGUUGAUUUAACCAUGAGUGUCGGGGAGCUGCAGCACCUGGACUAUCUGACGGAGAAUGAGCUGAUGGGCAUGGACACGUUCAUCCACCGCAUCGACUCCACAGAGGUGAUAUACCAGCCACGCAGGAAGAGGGCCAAGUUGAUCGGGAAGUACCUGAUGGGAGACCUGUUGGGGGAGGGCUCCUACGGUAAGGUGAAGGAGAUGCUGGACUCUGACACGCUGUGUCGCAGGGCCGUCAAGAUCCUCAAAAAGAAGAAGCUCAGAAGGAUCCCCAAUGGAGAGGCCAAUGUGAAGAAGGAGAUCCAGCUGCUCCGGAGACUUCAGAACAAAAAUGUGAUCCAUUUGGUGGACGUGUUGUACAAUGAAGAGAAGCAGAAAAUGUAUAUGGUGAUGGAGUAUUGCGUAUGUGGGAUGCAAGAAAUGCUGGACAGCGUCCCAGAGAAAAGAUUUCCAGUAUUUCAAGCUCACGGGUACUUUUUACAGCUGUUAGAUGGUCUUGAAUAUUUGCACAGCCAGGGAAUCGUUCACAAAGACAUUAAACCAGGGAAUCUGCUGCUGAACACCGACGGCACGCUCAAGAUCUCAGACCUGGGCGUGGCAGAGGCUCUGCACCCGUUUGCGAUGGAUGACACGUGUCGUACAAGUCAGGGCUCGCCAGCGUUUCAGCCCCCCGAGAUCGCCAACGGCCUGGACACGUUUUCAGGGUUCAAAGUGGACAUCUGGUCUGCAGGCGUCACACUAUACAACAUUACAACGAGUCUAUAUCCGUUCGAAGGGGACAACAUCUAUAAGCUAUUUGAGAACAUUGGGAAGGGAGACUACAGUGUUCCUGAGGAGUGUGGCCCCUCCCUGUCAGACCUAUUGCAAGGAAUGCUUGAAUAUGAUCCCGUCAAGAGGUUUUCCAUACAGCACAUCAGGCAACACAACUGGGUACGUAAAAAACACCCUCCAACGGAGCCCCCGGUGCCCAUCCCAGCCAGCGCGGAGAGCCGGGACGUGUGGCGCAGCAUGACGGUGGUGCCUUACCUGGAAGACCUGCACGGCUACACCGAGGAAGAGGACCAGGAGUUCUAUGACCAGGAGGAUGACAUCAUCUACACUCAGGACUUCACCGUGCCAGGUUUAUCUUUUCCCAUCCUUGGCAAGGGUGAGAGAACUGCUGAUGUUGUUCCUCCUGAACCAUUUGGCGAAGAACUCUUCAAGGAUGUCAUGCGGAGAGAUGGACAGAGAGCAGCAGAGAAACAGACUGUACCCUCGGGUCUUUGUGUGAAGUGGCUCUUUGUGUUUCCGUUCCCCCUCUGUUCUUUUGCUCCCUCCGUCCUCCCCUCUCAGGCUGUCCCAGAGGAGGCAUGGCUGGCCGUGCAAGUCCCACCUUCGUGAACUCUGACCCCGUUGGUUUUAUUUCUCAGACAACCUUUUAUUUGACAGAACCUAAAGAUACACAUUGUAAAAGGAAUUAGGUUGAUAAAGAAUAGCUUUUCAUUUUAACUAUGAGGAUAGUGAUACUGAUAUAAAAACUGCAUGCUGGCUUGAACUUUGAGAAAGGGAAAUUGCUCAGUUAAGGACAGACAAACGGACUGAAACCUUGACUUCCACCACUGGUGUGUUGGGAGGGGCUUUAUUGUGUUCAUUAGGUUUUGUUUAUUUUUUCCAAUAAAUCUUUUUUAAUUAUUAUUUAUAUAAAACACGUCCCAUCCAAACCCUG
Molecule: messenger RNA, 2508 nt
Organism: Salvelinus namaycush (lake trout)
Lineage: Eukaryota; Metazoa; Chordata; Actinopteri; Salmoniformes; Salmonidae
Product: serine/threonine-protein kinase STK11-like
Exons: 10
Coding region: 816-2183 (455 amino acids)
Biological process (GO): establishment of cell polarity; positive regulation of vesicle transport along microtubule; protein phosphorylation
Cellular component (GO): nucleus; cytoplasm
Molecular function (GO): protein serine/threonine kinase activity; protein kinase activator activity; ATP binding
Source: RefSeq, a predicted model, not a curated record